Messenger RNA from Ophidiomyces ophidiicola, 1797 nucleotides. RefSeq lists its product as uncharacterized. The record is from RefSeq and is a predicted model, not a curated record. The transcript has 2 exons. Lineage: Eukaryota; Fungi; Ascomycota; Eurotiomycetes; Onygenales; Onygenaceae. The coding region runs from base 1 to 1797 and encodes 598 amino acids. Gene Ontology annotation, biological process: positive regulation of gene expression.
AUGGGCCUUUUGCACGCGGCUCCCGCGCCCCCAGAUGCGGACCGCGCAGACCGGCCAUCAACCGCUGAAAAAGCCACCGCCAGCCAUGAAUCCCAGCCUGGCCCUGCCGGCGGCUUUGACGAGACGCCCUUCCCGGACGCGCCCCCAGGGUUCACCCUCAGGGUUACUAUCCACCGCGCCCAUCACCUGCCGAUGGGUGACUUUGGCACCAUGUCGUCCGACCCGUAUGUGGUGAUGAUCCUCGAUACAGACCUGCCACGUCGCCACAAGCAGGAUCCAGACAUGACCUUCCGGACCCCUACAAUCCAGCGUAACAUCAACCCUGAGUGGAACUGUGAAUGGAUUGUCGCCAAUGUGCCUGCCUCUGGCUUCCGUUUAAAGUGUCGGGUGUACGAUGAAGACACCGCUGAUCGCGACGACAGGCUCGGCACCGCCUACGUCAAUGUGAGCAAGAUCGAUGAGCAGUGGACAGACAUCAAGGAACAGUCCUUCCGCAUUAGGAAGAAGACCGCCAGUAAUAGGGCCUAUUUGCUCCGAUCCAUUGCCGCAACGUGCUCUAGAAAUAUCAGUGUGAAAGGCGAGCUCGUCGUGAGCGUCGAAUGUUUGGGCAAAACUCCUGGGGAGGAAGGCGGUCAACUGUACACAGUUGGUCCAAAUUAUUGGACACGACAUUUCUCGCCCAUGAUAGGGAGACUGGUUGGCACCAAAGAUUCCGUGCAGUCGGAGGCCGGCAAGAGACCAGUGUCGAGAUACAAUUUCCAGGCCAUUCAGAUCCAAUUGACUGGCCCGGUUCCUUCGAAGCUUUACCAUCGGUAUGUCGAGUUUCGGCCGUUUGUUGCCGGAAUGUUCAACGCUCAGAGCAUCCGUGGCCGCCUUCUGAAUCAUACUCUUCAUCAUCAGCACUCGAGGAUAUAUGCAUUCGAUCGGUCCACCAUGUAUGGCUCAUUUGACACCCCCUGUGUUGAACUAGCUCGGAAAUUCCUCGAGUUUGUACAUUACGAUCAAGGUGGUCGGAUAUUUACUUAUGUUCUCACUUUGGAUGGACAGUGGCGGUUCACAGAAACAGGGAAAGAGUUCGGAAUCGACUUACUGAGCAAACAUACCAUGCACAGCAACGUAUCAAUCUAUGUUGCGUACUCUGGCGAAUUUUUUGUACGUCGAAUUUGCUCGCAUCAACAGCCACACCACCAGCAGGACGAGAAAACAGACAAUUUGGUCACAUCUGAUGAAGCGCAUGCGCGCUCCGAAUCCACUGCCAACAGUAAUGGGGCGGAACAGCUUGUCGUCAUAUCAACUAAUCCUGCUGAUUACGAACUCGUAAUUGACAAUGAUAGUGGUACAUACCGUCCAAAUGCGGCUUUACUGCCACUGCUUAAGGAAUUCCUUGAGAAAAACUUACCAUGUCUCAAUAUCAUGACCCUCGAUUGUCAGAAAGAUGCUGAGAAAAUGGGCAAACUGAAAGAUGAACAAAGGGAGCGCAAAAAGGAGGCCGGUCGGCAUAUUACAUAUCUACAACGCCGAGCCAGCUCAGCGGCAUCCUCGAUUUCUAGCUCAGAUGAAGAGAACCUUGAGCGACGAGCGGGUCAAUCGCAACAACAUAAAAAGCGGCACCCUUUGGCCCAAGUGUUACAUCAUGCUAAUCAUCCUAAAUCAACGUAUAAGCAAUGGCUGGACACAGGCCACGUUCGUCCUGUUUCAGUAGCUGACAACCAACCUCGGCCAGCAGCAGCAUCCAGCCUCUUAGCAUUACCACAAGACACACCACCCUCACAGCGACCUCAUUCUGCCAGACUAUAA